This is a messenger RNA of Paramecium tetraurelia, 2136 nucleotides long. RefSeq lists its product as uncharacterized. The record is from RefSeq and is a predicted model, not a curated record. Gene Ontology annotation, molecular function: methyltransferase activity; zinc ion binding; nucleic acid binding. Lineage: Eukaryota; Ciliophora; Oligohymenophorea; Peniculida; Parameciidae. Gene Ontology annotation, cellular component: RNA N6-methyladenosine methyltransferase complex. The transcript is spliced from 7 exons.
AUGACUGACCAAGAAAAGAGUUGCGAUGUCAAACUGACCUCUGACACCUAAAAAAAUGUUCAAAAACAAAAGACCGGAUUAAAGUAGAUCAAUCUUGAUAAUCUGGUGUACAAUAAGAGAGAGAGAAAGUAAACCGGUACUCAAGCACUUCAACCCAUGCCUGUAAUUUAGCACCCCAAAGUCAUCACUCAGAAUAAGUAACCUCGUAAAAAGAAGAAUACUGAAUUGCAGACCCCGCCAAGAGAAGAGGUGUAGCAAAACCAAGAACCAACUUAAAUCAAAUAAUUACCAAUAUCCUGUGAAUAAUUGGUUCUCGAAUCCGACAACUCUUCCGAGUUCGAUCCCAAGAUCAAACACAAGAAAUCCAAAAAGUUUCGUAGGACUCACAAACACAUAGAUCUUGAAGACUCCUCCGACGAAGUCCAAUACAAAAGCAGACUCAUUCUGAAGAGAGUCAACAAGAUCUUUAAAAAAUCUUAUGAACAAAAAUAAAUCCUGUCUUAAGGUAGUGAACAAGAGAACCUAGUCAAAGAACUAUUCAAGAACAUUUAUGUCAAGAUAUUUCAAGAUAUUCCUGUGACUGCCGCUGAAUUGAAACAACUAACCUAACCUGAGUGCUCAACAGGAUAGGAAGGCGAUGGCAAGUAACUGGAAGAAGAACCGAAAUAAGAUGACGAACCUCUGAGAGUAUUGACUGAAAAUGGAACAGAUUUUGAAACUAAACGUAAUUUAAAACUGUUAGGAAUUGAAAAUUAAGAAAUACUAUCAAAAUUGGGAGAAAUUAAAUCUUAUAUUAAUUGUGAUAUUAGAUACUUUAACAUUGACUUCCUAGUCGAGAAAGUGGGUGGCUUUGAUGUUGUUUUGAUGGAUCCUCCCUGGAGAAUCAAGGGUGGUUAAUAGAAUGAUUCUUCUUUUAUGUUCACGAAUAGCAAAUUCUCUUUGGAUUACAACACUAUGAGCAAUCAAGAGAUUAUGGAUAUUAAAAUAGAGAAGUUGAGUAAGAAGGGAUUCCUAUUUCUUUGGAUCCUCAACACUCAACUCAAUAUUGCAUAUGAAAUGGCUAGUAAGUGGGGAUAUGAAAUAGUUGAUCAAAUUAUUUGGGUAAAAUUGAAUCCAUAAGGCAAUAACGUUUAUCUUUCUACAGGAUAUUACUUUAUGCACUCAUUUGAAAUAUGUCUGGUUGGGUAUACAAAUAAACAUGUGGAAUACCACUCAAAAAUAUCGAAUAACAUAAUCUUUAGUCCUGUUAGAAAUAAAUCCUAGAAACCGAUCGAGUUAUACGAAAUCAUUGAAUUGAUGAUGCCAGGAUCCAAGAAAGUGGAAAUCUUCGCCAGAAAUCAUAAUCUAAGACAUGGAUGGUUUUCUAUUGGAAAUCAAUUGGGAGAAACCUUUUAGAAGUGGUUGGUCUAGAUAAGUUGUAAUAUCUGCGGGAUCUCUUUGCAACCAGGAAUUUGUAGAUAUAAAUCUAAAAAAAUUGCCAAUUUUGACAUUUGCUAGAAUUGCUACAAUCAGAAUAUUCAUAAUGGAGACUUCACUGAGAAAGAAAUGUUCUUCUUGGCUAACAAAGCAGACGAGGAAGUCUUACAUCAAUAUCACUAAUGCAAUGGUUGUGAUCAGAAUCCCAUCUGGGGAGCUAGAUUUGAAUGUGUCACUUGUGAUAAUCAUGAUUUUUGCGAGGCUUGCUUCGAUAAUCUAUUGAUAACUGGAGAUCCUGCUCAUAAAGAUCAUGACUUCAAAGUGAUAGAACUACCUACUUUUGCUGAAGGCAUACCUUGUCAUGAUGCAAAAUGUAAUGGAUGCUUUCAAAAACCCAUUUUAGGAGUGUAAUUUGUUUGUAAAUAGUGUACGAAUUUUAGUUUAUGCUAAAAUUGUUUCUUCACUAGAACACAAUCAGAAUUGAAUGGACAAAGACAUAAAGCUGAUCAUCGCUUUGAACCCAUUUAUGAAGUUUAGAUUUAUCAAAAGAAAACCUAUAAGUGCUAAGGUUGCGAAUUGGAGAAAUCUGGAAGUGUUUAUAAGUGUGAAAACUGCUUUGGAUUUUAUUUUUGCGAAGAAUGUUAUGUACUUAAAAAAGAUGAUUGGAAAUGUUAUGUAGCCACCAGUCAUAAAAAUUAUCACACAUUUAUCAAGAUAUGA